Molecule: messenger RNA, 1148 nt
Organism: Stereum hirsutum FP-91666 SS1
Lineage: Eukaryota; Fungi; Basidiomycota; Agaricomycetes; Russulales; Stereaceae
Exons: 6
Coding region: 1-930 (309 amino acids)
Molecular function (GO): FMN binding
Source: RefSeq, a predicted model, not a curated record
AUGCUGCUCCUCAUCCGCCCUGGGAUACUCUGCUCGCUACCUCAUCGUCCGGUAUCGGUAUUUUCGUUGAGAAGGGCGGCCUAUUCGACAAGAAAACCAAAUCCCAAUAGCCUGCCACCAUUCGAUCCUGAGCCCUACCCACUCACUCAACGUCCCAAUCCAUCCUGGAAACUUGGUGAUGGAUUGAAGAAUGAUACAGAGUUGACGAAGAAAUGGAAAGAGGAUGAAGAGCAUGGGUGGAAGUCUUGGAAUCUGGAGAAGCUGGGGCCGUUGGACGCGUACAAGAUGUUGACGAGCGCGAUUGUUCCUCGUCCGAUUGCGUUCGUGUCGACUCUUUCGAGGGAUGGUGUGCCGAAUUUGGCUCCGUUCAGCUAUUUCUCAAUGGUCUCGCACAAUCCACCCCUUCUCUCUAUCUCUUUCGCCCUCUCACCUCGCAGACCAAAGGAUACCCGUGAAAAUAUUCUCGCCACAAAGCAGUUCGUCGUGAAUAUUAUCUCGGAGCCGUUCGUCGAGGCUGCGAAUGCUACGUGUGUCGAGUCGCCGGCAGAGCACGAUGAGUGGGAGGUGGCGGGGUUGGAGAAAGAGGAGAGCGUAUACGUGAAACCAUCAAGAGUGAAAGAGAGCGCCAUCAGUUUCGAAUGCGAGCUCCAUUCCUACCACGACUUCCUCCCAUCCACAUCAUCGUCCACCUCCACCACCCCAUCUCCCUCCACUCCCUCACCAACGCCCCUUCAACCUCAACCAUCCACGACCCUCCUCCUCGGUCUCAUCAAACACGUCCACAUCCGCAACUCUGUGCUCUCACCGGACGGCCUUCAAGUCGAUCCUGAGAAAUUGAGAGCUGUGAGUCGGUUGGGUGGGGUUAGUUAUGCCGCCGUUGGGAGGAGAUGGGAGGUUGGCAGGGUUAAGUGGCCGUUGGAGAAGAAUUGAUUUUAUGUUGGGAGAUUGAGAGAUGGGGGGUGGGGUUGGCGAGUUGGGAGGCUGGGAUGCGAAGAGGAGUGGCAAGGAGGUGUACGAGGAAGGGUGAUCGGGAGCGGUUGUGGCGAUUAUUACGCAUCGAACCGGAGGGGGGGUGGUAUUUGUGAGGAGGACGAUUAUACGGCUGAAGAGUGUGAGUCUCAAGGAGCGAUCGCGCUGACCCAGGUAGU